Cynoglossus semilaevis (tongue sole) is the source of this 937-nucleotide messenger RNA. RefSeq names its product cytochrome c oxidase subunit 4I1 (gene cox4i1). The coding region runs from base 252 to 761 and encodes 169 amino acids. The record is from RefSeq and is a predicted model, not a curated record. Gene Ontology annotation, biological process: mitochondrial electron transport, cytochrome c to oxygen. Gene Ontology annotation, cellular component: respiratory chain complex IV. Lineage: Eukaryota; Metazoa; Chordata; Actinopteri; Pleuronectiformes; Cynoglossidae. The transcript has 6 exons.
UACAAUUGGCGUGCCUUAGAAAAUGGCGUGACUAAAACAUUUCCGUUUGGACCGAUUUACAUGGACGUGUUUUAAACCGUUUGCGACGAGUCGUUGAGAGAGGAACACGUCACAUUUGACGCGUGGUACAGGUAUGUCGUCCUGAGAUUCAAGCAAAGGUAACCGCAAGGGCAACAUAAACUGCGUACUUCCUGUGUGUUCGUCACUUCCUUCCUUCGGGACCGUCGCCGUUGUGAGCGAGGAAGAGAAAAAUGCUGGCCACUAGAGCCCUCCGUCUCAUUGGCAAACGUGCCAUCUCUACAUCCAUCUGUGCACGAGGUGGACAUGGUGUCGCAAAGGUAGAGGCUUAUAGCCUUCCGUCCUACAUUGACACUACUGAUUAUCCUCUGCCAGACAUCAGCUAUGUGCAGGACCUGACUGCUGUGCAGAAGUCCCUGAAGGAGAAGGAGAAAGGCACCUGGACUGCUCUCUCCAAUGAAGAGAAGAUUGCAUUGUACCGCAUCAGCUUCAAAGAAAGCUUUGCAGAAAUGACUCAGGACUCAGCUGAGUGGAAGACUGUGCUUGCAGGCUGCCUGUUCUUUCUGGGCUUUUCUGGAGUAGUUGUGUUCUGGCAGAGGAAAUUUGUGUUUGGCCCUGUGCCACACACAUUUGACCCCGAGUACAAACAAAAAGAGCUCCAGAAGAUGCUGGACAUGAGAGUCAGUCCAGUGGAGGGCUUCUCCGCUAAAUGGGAUUACGAGAAGAAGCAGUGGAAAAGUUAAAAGAAAACAAUGAGGACCAGUAAACAUACUUGAAUGCAGACCAAUUCAAAAUCUACGAAAACAUUCAUUUCUGUAUUUAUCAGACUUCAACUAUACCUCAGUUUGUGCAUUUGGAAGACCACUUCCCCUUACAGUCAUUGUGUAUUAUAAAAAAAAAAUAAAACUUAAUAAAAAAA